Neocloeon triangulifer is the source of this 3831-nucleotide messenger RNA. Its product is annotated as CREB-binding protein-like. Gene Ontology annotation, cellular component: transcription regulator complex; histone acetyltransferase complex. Lineage: Eukaryota; Metazoa; Arthropoda; Insecta; Ephemeroptera; Baetidae. Gene Ontology annotation, molecular function: chromatin DNA binding; transcription coactivator activity; histone acetyltransferase activity. The transcript has 15 exons. Bases 1297 to 2901 code for a protein of 534 amino acids. The record is from RefSeq and is a predicted model, not a curated record. Gene Ontology annotation, biological process: positive regulation of transcription by RNA polymerase II.
AGCAGAGAAUUUUUUGGUGAUAAUCAACGUGAUAAUGGUGAUGUGUGAUGUAACCAAUUUUGGCGGCAAAAAUGUGAUUUAGCUGAUUUAGCUCUUUUUAUAAACACAUAUUUUAAAAUUUUUUAAAUUUUCAUGAUGACAUAUGUAAGCUGUACAAUUUUGUGAUUAGCUGCAAUCAAUCAAUUUCAAGUGCCAAUGCAUGCUUGUGUUUUUCACCGCCAGGUGGUGUAAUGAUACCUUCUAGUGCUGCCCCUAGCAGUGCAUGUUGUAAGUAAGCUCCCUCUUCGUAGUUCGUUCGUCUCUGACAGACUGACAGCUUCGUACGCCGUGUUUCUGAAUAUUUUCUUGAUUCCCAUCGUCGAAUUGUAUAUUCCGUUGAAUUUACGUGUUGCCACGAGUUUUUGGUGCGAUCGUCAAACCUCCGGCGCCGUCCGUGCCGCUUUGUUUUGCCUCAUGAGGCAGUUUGAUUCGAGAAAAACAAGUGUUACCACAAAUCAGAAUAAAAAGAAACUGUUGAAGUCUCUCGUUAAACAGCAAGCACAGGAGCGUGAAAAUUUUGCUUUUGCACCAUCGAUUAAAUUGUGGACCACAUAAAGAGUAAAAACUUCUGCCGUCGUCAUUGUUGAAAUCUCGCAUUCGUUGGAAAAACAAGUGGACAGAAUCAACAGAAAAUGGGGGGGACAAAAUACUCUCGUGGUAGAAAUGCAUCAUCGAGGACUGAGAAAAAAUACUCUAGCAAACAUAUGCUAAAAGCUGUCUUGUUGGUGGUUAGAGACAAAAAAACUCAAGCAGAAGCUGUUCGUGGCAUCUUUCAGAAGUAUGGAGUAAAAAUUCCUCCAAAAACACUAAGUAAUCAUGUACUGAGGUACAAGAAAAAGGGAGGCAAACUUCCUGGAUCAGGGAGGCCCAGAGGACCGUCACCAAAACUACCACCAGAAGUCGAAACGAAGUUUUACGAGAAGGGUGGCGGAACCAUGUCACAUGAAGACAAGUGCGAUCUGCUUAAGCCGAUCUGGGAGAAUUACAAAAGAUGCCAUUAUCUAAAUACUGAGUGGCCUUUUGGAGAGGGUUGUAUGCCGACCAGUGGUUAUUUCCAAAAAUUAAAGAAACGUCAGGAGAGCAAGCUAGCCCGCUCAAAAGCUGCCAAUUCAAAACGCGGCGUCUGCUUUGGUCACCUCUUCCUCAAAUGAUGAUCAACAGUUUGAGCACGGCAACUCACAAAUCUCGGAAACCGAUGAUCCUCAACAAGCAAAUCCACUCGAUCAAUCUGAUUCUCAGGAGAAUCCAGCCAGCCCGAUGGAAGCUGACCCGUUUUCCCAAUCUGAUUGCGGCUCGGUCAAUGACCUUCCUGCAAAUAUUGAUCAAUACGCGGUCUCCAGAUGCAUAACAAACAAAAUUGCACAAAGUCCGGCACAUAAGGUUUUUGAUACUGAGAAUGAGCCAAGUUGUCCUCAUCAGACAGAAGUUCAGCAGCAACUACUACGGCCGAUUUUGGACAACAUUCGAAAGUACUCUAUAGAUGCUCGAUCAAAUGCUGAGUCUGAUGAGAUUUUGUCAAAACUCGACAACGGAGAGUACGGCCCAGACCCGCGGCACUUCACAGAUGAUGUCCAUGACUUGUUCAAAAAUGCUUUGUCAAAAAAGAAGGGGAAAGCCAAAUCGGAUUUGACAAAAUUCUAUGAAACGGUUAAAAAGGAUAUGGACAUGGCAAUGAAAAAACUUGGCUAUUGCUGUGGGCGAAAGUAUGAGAUUCCUAAAAUAAUUGAUGAGUUUAUCAAAUGCUCGGAAUGUGGCCACAAACAGCACCCGAUUUGUGAGCUGUACGUGGAGGAAAUUAUCCCACAUGGGUUCACAUGCAGCUUCUGUCUUCUGAAGAAUGGUGUACAGCGCACUGUGCUCAGAGUGAAAGACGUUUUUCCCAAAAGCAAAGAUUGGUGCAGACGUACGGAGCAGCGAGUAAGCAAUUUACUCACUGAAGAAAAUCGUGAAGCCGCCAAAGUGCGAAUAAUAGAGUUGUCAAGCCCUGACAAAAGCUGUCUGGUUUCGCCUGAAAUGAAAGAAAGGUACAAAGGAAAAUUUCCGGAUUCGUUUCCCUUCACACAGAAGGUGAUCGUAGCAUUCUUGGAGACUGAAGAGGCCGACGUGCUUUUCUUCUGCAUGUAUGUGCAGGAGUACGGCUCUGAAUGUCCGGAACCCAACCGCAACAAGGCGUACAUAUCCUACUUGGACACGGUUCAAUUCUCAGAACUUGGAAACUUGAGAACUCGCUUCUACCACAUAAUAUUGAAUGGACAAGCUGAAGACGCGGAAAAGAGGGGCGUCGAGCAAAUACACUUGUGGUCUUGUCCCCCAAUUGAGGGUGUUGAUUACAUUUUCAACAAGCAUCCUCCUCAGCAACGGGUCCUCCCGCAGAAAAAGCUCGAGGAAUGGUAUAAGAAGCGUUACCCAGGACUGAAGAAUGUCUGUGAGGAAAUACAGGAAAGGAAGAUCAGCUCGCCUACUCAGUUGCCCUAUUUUGACGGCCAUGGUUUUCCAAUCUUGAUGGAGGAUAUUUUAUCCAAAGACAAAGAGAUUAAGUCUGGUGGCAGCCGCAGUAAACGACAGAAAUUGCAACCAAGCAACAAUGAGCAACUAUGGCUAAAGAUUGUUAGCGCAGUGAGGAAAAAGAAAUUUCUUGUUUUGGAUCUGACCCCCAUACCAGAAGCCGAGAUUGUGCAGCCAAUCAAAGAACCACCGGAACUUUUAUUGUAUUCUGGUAUGAUGGCCGAUCGGGAAGGUUUCCUGGGUUUCUGCAUCGACAGAAAUCUUCGGUUCUCCUCCUUGCCAGAAGCCAGAUUCGCAACAUGGGUUAUUCUACGCGAAGAAGUGCUUUUAAGAAAUAAGAAAACUAGUGAUGUUUAAAAUCUAGUUCUCUGAACAUUUUAUCAAAGUGCACAAACAUUUGUAGUUCUCAUAAUAUGCAAUUGUAGAAUGAAAGAAAGAGAAUUAUCAAUAUAUCAGAUAAUGUUUUUUUGCAAUCCGGACUCCAGUGUUGUCCCAACUCUUGGACCACCUCUGUGUGGCUGGCUGGACCUGUCAUCUUUGUUCAAAUUGCAACACCAACUUGUUCGUAGUCAAGGUUGAAAGUGAAAUAUCUUUUGUUAUAAAUUCACGCAAUUGUGCCAAUGCAUAUUUAUAAUCUUGUUACGUGUCACUUAUUUUGUUAAGCAUUAUUUACAUGUUAAAAUUUAUUGUUUCUGAUAACUUUAUAUUGAUAUUUUACUUCUUGCCUCAUUCUUAAAUUGCUUGUGCGCGCCGUUGAAAUGGGCUAAAAAAUAAAAUAAAUCUAGAGACGAAAUUGGACAAUAUAGAUAAUUUGAUUGUCUUCUUAAAAUUAUGGUUUUAUAACUCAAAACUUGUAAUACACAAUUGUGUAUUUUGGAUUUUUGCGGCCUCUCUUAAGCCAGUCUUAUAAGCAUAGUUUUUGCUCAUUGCAAAUCGACAGCGGCCGAGGUGAUUUCAUUUGUCCACGGCAGCAAGUCCAGCCAUUUGUGAGCAAUGUCGUCAAUAAGACUGGCCAACAGUGCGCGUAAAUAGAAUCGACCACCGCGUCCAACGAACAAAUACAAUUGUUGCGUCCAAUUAACUAAAACAAAACAUUUUUGCACUUUUAUACCUGUUCAUAUUUAGAAAAUCAGAUUUUUUAACUAAAAUGUCCGCAUUAUUGCCCCAAUUGCUCUUUCAGAAAUUUAUAUUUAAUAAAUUCUUUAACAAAAUAUUUCGGGAUUAAAAAAAAAACGGAACAAAAUUUAUGCUGAGAACAAAAGACGCGGCAAAUAGUAGCUAUGUAAA